Messenger RNA from Echinococcus granulosus, 804 nucleotides. RefSeq names its product Proteasome subunit alpha type-7-like protein. Gene Ontology annotation, cellular component: proteasome core complex, alpha-subunit complex; nucleus; proteasome core complex. The transcript is spliced from 4 exons. Bases 1 to 804 code for a protein of 267 amino acids. NCBI's taxonomy places the organism in Eukaryota, Metazoa, Platyhelminthes, Cestoda, Cyclophyllidea, Taeniidae. Gene Ontology annotation, biological process: ubiquitin-dependent protein catabolic process. The record is from RefSeq and is a predicted model, not a curated record.
AUGACCGCGAGGUAUGACAGGGCGAUUACCGUGUUUUCCCCUGAUGGACAUUUGUUUCAAGUUGAGUAUGCCCAAGAAGCGGUCAAAAAGGGGUCUACUGCCGUUGGCGUAAAAGGUGCAGACUGUGUAGUGCUUUGUGUCGAGAAAAAAGCUACGACUAAACUCCAAAAUGACAGGACUGUUCACAAAAUCUCUCUUCUUGACGAACAUAUAGCGGUUGCCUUUGCAGGGCUCACUGCCGAUGCAAGGAUACUUAUUGACAGAAUGCGAAUUGAGUGCAAAAGCUACCGCUUAACCGUCGAGGAUCCUGUCUCUGUGGAAUACAUUGCUCGACACAUGGCACAGUUGAAGCAGAAGUAUACUCAAAGCAACGGUCGUAGACCUUUCGGGGUGUCCACACUCCUGUGUGGUGUAAAUCAAGAUGGUUCUACUCACCUUUACCAGACUGAUCCUUCAGGAACCCAUUUUGAAUGGCUGGCCAACGCAAUCGGUAAGAAUUCGAAGGCUGCGCGUGAAUUCUUGGAGAAAAAUUACUCAGAAGCUGCUGUCACAACACAGGAGGCCACCAUCAAACUAGCCGUUAAGGCUCUGUUCGAAGUUGUGCAGACCGGUGCAAAGCACAUGGAAUUGGGGGUAAUGAGGCGAAGAUCAGAUUACAAACCUGGAGAACCCAUUGCGGAAUGGAAGAUGCUUACAACGGAGGAGAUUGAGGAGUACGUGAAGGCGAUUGAACGGGAGCGCGAAGAGGAGACGGAGAAAAAGAAACAAAAGAAGGAGGCUUCCGCAUCCGGCAGUAGCUUUUAG